CAUGUUUGAGAAGGUAGCCGAUGUCAGAGGGAGACUGGGUGUUUAUCAUGUUUGGGAAGGUUCCCGGUGUCAGAGGGAGACUGGGUGUUUAUCAUGUUUGGGAAGGUUCCUGGUGUCAGAGGGAGACUGGGUGUUUAUCAUGUUUGGGAAGGUAGCCGAUGUCAAAGGGAGACUGGGUGUUUAUCAUGUUUGGGAAGGUUCCCGGUGUCAGAGGGAUACUGGGUGUUUAUCGUGUUUGGGAAGGUUCCCGGUGUCAGAGGGAUGCUGGGUGUUUAUCAUGUUUGGGAAGGUUCCUGGUGUCAGAGGGAGACUGGGUGUUUAUCAUGUUUGGGAAGGUUCCCGGUGUCAGAGGGAAACUGGGUGUUUAUCGUGUUUGGGAGGGUUCCCGGUGUCAGAGGGAGACUGGGUGUAUAUCAUGUUUGGGAAGGUUCCCGGUGUCAGAGGGAGACUGGGUGUUUAUCAUGUUUGGGAAGGUUCCCGGUGUCAGAGGGAGACUGGGUGUUUAUCAUGUUUGGGAAGGUUCCUGGUGUCAGAGAGAGACUGGGUGUUUAUCCUGUUUGGGAAGGUAGCCGAUGUCAAAGGGAGACUGUGUGUUUAUCGUGUUUGGGAAGGUUCCCGGUGUCAGAGGGAGACUGGGUGUUUAUCCUAUUUGGGAAGGUUCCCGGUGUCAGAGGGAGACUGGGUGUUUAUCAUGUUUGGGAAGGAUCCUGGUGUCAGAGAGAGACUGGGUGUUUAUCUUGUUUGGGAAGGUAGCCGAUGUCAAAGGGAGACUGGUUGUUUAUCAUGUUUGGGAAGGUUCCCGGUGUCAGAGGGUGACUGGGUGUUUAUCCUGUUUGGGAAGGUUCCCGGUGUCAGAGGGAGACUGGGUGUUUAUCAUGUUUGGGAAGGUUCCCGGUGUCAGAGGGAGACUGGGUGUUUAUCCUGUUUGGGAAGGUAGCCGAUGUCAAAGGGAGACUGGGUGUUUGUCAUGUUUGGGAAGGUUCCCGGUGUCAGAGGGAGACUGGGUGUUUAUCCUGUUUGGGAAGGUAGCCGAUGUCAAAGGGAGACUUGGUGUUUAUCAUGUUUGGGAAGGUUCCCGGUGUCAGAGGGUGACUGGGUGUUUAUCAUGUUUAAGAAGUUUCCUGGUGUCAGAGAGAGACUGGGUGUUUAUCAUGUUUGGGAAGGUAGCCGAUGUCAAAGGGAGACUGGGUGUUUAUCGUGUUUGGGAAGGUUCCCGGUGUCAGAGGGAGACUGGGUGUUUAUCCUGUUUGGGAAGGUUCCUGGUGCAAGAGGGGUACUGGGUGUUUAUCCUGUUUAAGAAGGUUCCCGGUGUCAGAGGGAGACUGGGUGUUUAUCAUGUUUGAGAAGGUAGCCGAUGUCAGAGGGAGACUGGGUGUUUAUCAUGUUUGGGAAGGUUCCCGGUGUCAGAGGGAGACUGGGUGUUUAUCAUGUUUGGGAAGGUAGCCGAUGUCAGAGGGAGACUGGGUGUUUAUCAUGUUUGGGAAGGUAGCCGAUGUCAGAGGGAUACUGGGUGUUUAUCAUGUUUAGGAAGGUUCCCGGUGUCAGAGGGAUACUGGGUGUUUAUCCUGUUUGGGAAGGUUCCUGGCGUCAGAGGGAGACUGGGUGUUUAUCAUGUUUAGGAAGGUUCCCGGUGUCAGAGGGAUACUGGGUGUUUAUCAUGUUUGGGAAGGUAGCCGAUGUCAAAGGGAGACUGGGUGUUUAUCAUGUUUGGGAAGGUUCCCGGUGUCAGAGGGUGACUGGGUGUUUAUCAUGUUUAAGAAGGUUCCUGGUGUCAGAGAGAGACUGGGUGUUUAUCAUGUUUGGGAAGGUAGCCGAUGUCAAAGGGAGACUGGGUGUUUAUCGUGUUUGGGAAGGUUCCUGGUGUCAGACGGAGACGGUGUUUAUCAUGCUUAGGAAGGUAGCCAAUGUCAAAGGGAGACUGGGUGUUUAUCGUGUUUGGGAAGGUUCCCGGUGUCAGACGGAGACUGGGUGUUUAUCGUAUUUAGGAAGGUUCCCGUUGUCAGAAGGAGGGGUUGGUGUUUAUCGUGUUUGGGUAGUUUCCCGGUGUCAGAACGAGACUGGGUGUUUAUCCUGUUUGGGAAGGUUCCAGGUGUCAGAGGGAGACUGGGUGUUUAUCCUGUUUGGGAAGGUUCCAGGUGUCAGAGGGAGACUGGGUGUUUAUCCUGUUUGGGAAGGUUCCCGGUGUCAGAGGGAGACUGGGUGUUUAUCAUGUUUGGGAAGGUUCCCGGUGUCAGAGGGAGACUGGGUGUUUAUCCUGUUUGGGAAGGUUCCCGGUGUCAGAGGGAGACUGGGUGUUUAUCAUGUUUGGGAAGGUUCCCAGUGUCAGAGGGUGACUGGGUGUUUAUCAUGUUUAAGAAGUUUCCUGGUGUCAGAGAGAGACUGGGUGUUUAUCAUGUUUGGGAAGGUAGCCGAUGUCAAAGGGAGACUGGGUGUUUAUCGUGUUUGGGAAGGUUCCCGGUGUCAGAGGGAGACUGGGUGUUUAUCCUGUUUGGGAAGGUUCCUGGUGCAAGAGGGGUACUGGGUGUUUAUCCUGUUUAAGAAGGUUCCCGGUGUCAGAGGGAGACUGGGUGUUUAUCAUGUUUGAGAAGGUAGCCGAUGUCAGAGGGAGACUGGGUGUUUAUCAUGUUUGGGAAGGUAGCCGAUGUCAGAGGGAGACUGGGUGUUUAUCAUGUUUGGGAAGGUAGCCGAUGUCAGAGGGAUACUGGGUGUUUAUCAUGUUUAGGAAGGUUCCCGGUGUCAGAGGGAUACUGGGUGUUUAUCGUGUUUGGGAAGGUUCCUGGUGUCAGAGGGAGACUGGGUGUUUAUCAUGUUUAGGAAGGUUCCCGGUGUCAGAGGGAUACUGGGUGUUUAUCAUGUUUGGGAAGGUUCCCGGUGUCAGAGGGAGACUGGGUGUUUAUCCUGUUUGGGAAGGUAGCCGAUGUCAAAGGGAGACUGGGUGUUUAUCAUGUUUGGGAAGGUUCCCGGUGUCAGAGGGUGACUGGGUGUUUAUCAUGUUUAAGAAGGUUCCUGGUGUCAGAGAGAGACUGGGUGUUUAUCAUGUUUGGGAAGGUUCCUGGUGUCAGACGGAGACGGUGUUUAUCAUGCUUAGGAAGGUAGCCAAUGUCAAAGGGAGACUGGGUGUAAAUCGUGUUUGGGAAGGUUCCCGGUGUCAGACGGAGACUGGGUGUUUAUCGUAUUUAGGAAGGUUCACGGUGUCAGAGGGAGACUGGGUGUUUAUCAUGUUUGGGUAGUUUCCCGGUGUCAGAGGGAGACUGGGUGUUUAUCCUGUUUGGGAAGGUUCCAGGUGUCAGAGGGAGACUGGGUGUUUAUCCUGUUUGGGAAGGUUCCCGGUGUCAGAGGGAGACUGGGUGUUUAUCAUGUUUGGGAAGGUUCCCGGUGUCAGAGGGAGACUGGGUGUUUAUCCUGUUUGGGAAGGUUCCCGGUGUCAGAGGGAGACUGGGUGUUUAUCAUGUUUGGGAAGGUUCCCAGUGUCAGAGGGAGAGUGGGUGUUUAUCAUGUUUGGGAAGGUUCCCGGUGUCAGAGGGAGACUGGGUGUUUAUCCUGUUUGGGAAGGUUCCCGGUGUCAGAGGGAGACUGGGUGUUUAUCAUGUUUGGGAAGGUUCCCAGUGUCAGAGGGAGAGUGGGUGUUUAUCAUGUUUGGGAAGGUUCCCAGUGUCAGAGGGAGGCGGUGUUUAUCAUGUUUGGGAGCUUCCCGGUGUCAGAGGGAGACUGGGUGUUUAUCAUGUUUGGGAAGGUUCCUGGUGUCAGAGGGAGACUGGGUGUUUAUCCUGUUUGGGAAGGUUCCCGGUGUCAGAGGGAGACUGGGUGUUUAUCCUGUUUGGGAAGGUUCCCGAUGUCAGAGGGAGACUGGGUGUUUAUCAAGUUUGGGAAGGUUUCCGGUGUCAGAGAGAGACUGGGUGUUUAUCCUGUUUGGGAAGGUUCCUGGUGUCAGAGGGGUCUGGGUGUUUAUCCUGUUUAAGAAGGUUCCCGGUGUCAGAGGGAGACUGGGUGUUUAUCAUGUUUGAGAAGGUAGCCGAUGUCAGAGGGAGACUGGGUGUUUAUCAUGUUUGGGAAGGUUCCCGGUGUCAGAGGGAGACUGGGUGUUUAUCAUGUUUGGGAAGGUUCCUGGUGUCAGAGGGAGACUGGGUGUUUAUCAUGUUUGGGAAGGUAGCCGAUGUCAGAGGCAGACUGGGUGUUUAUCAUGUUUAGGAAGGUUCCCGGUGUCAGAGGGAGACUGGGUGUUUAUCAUGUUUGGGAAGGUAGCCGAUGUCAAAGGGAGACUGGGUGUUUAUCAUGUUUGGGAAGGUAGCCGAUGUCAGAGGGAUACUGGGUGUUUAUCAUGUUUAGGAAGGUUCCCGGUGUCAGAGGGAUACUGGGUGUUUAUCGUGUUUAGGAAGGUUCCUGGUGUCAGAGGGAGACUGGGUGUUUAUCAUGUUUAGGAAGGUUCCCGGUGUCAGAGGGAUACUGGGUGUUUAUCGUGUUUGGGAAGGUUCCCGGUGUCAGAGGGAUACUGGGUGUUUAUCGUGUUUGGGAGGGUUCCCGGUGUCAGAGGGAGACUGGGUGUUUAUCAUGUUUGGGAAGGUAGCCGAUGUCAAAGGGAGACUGCGUGUUUAUCGUGUUUGGGAAGGUUCCCGGUGUCAGAGGGAGACUGGGUGUUUAUCCUGUUUGGGAAGGUUCCCGGUGUCAGAGGGAGACUGGGUGUUUAUCAUGUUUGGGAAGGUUCCCGGUGUCAGAGGGAGACUGGGUGUUUAUCCUGUUUGGGAAGGUAGCCGAUGUCAAAGGGAGACUGGGUGUUUAUCAUGUUUGGGAAGGUUCCCGGUGUCAGAGGGUGACUGGGUGUUUAUCAUGUUGAAGAAGGUUCCUGGUGUCAGAGAGAGACUCAGUGUUUAUCAUGUUUGGGAAGGUAGCCGAUGUCAAAGGGAGACUGGGUGUUUAUCAUGUUUGGGAAGGUAGCCGAUGUCAAAGGGAGACUGGGUGUUUAUCAUGUUUGGGAGGGUUCCCGGUGUCAGAGGGAGACUGGGUGUUUAUCCUGUUUGGGAAGGUAGCCGAUGUCAAAGGGAGACUGGGUGUUUAUCAUGUUUGGGAAGGUUCCAGGUGUCAGAGGGAGACUGGGUAUUUAUCCUGUUUGGGUAGUUUCCCGGUGUCAGAGGGAGACUGGGUGUUUAUCCUGUUUGGGAAGGUUCCAGGUGUCAGAGGGAGACUGGGUAUUUAUCCUGUUUGGGUAGUUUCCCGGUGUCAGAGGGAGACUGGGUGUUUAUCAUGUUUGGGAAGGUUCCCGGUGUCAGAGGGAGACUGGGUGUUUAUCAUGUUUGGGAAGGUUCCUGGUGUCAGAGGGAGACUGGGUGUUUAUCAUGUUUGGGAAGGUAGCCGAUGUCAGAGGCAGACUGGGUGUUUAUCAUGUUUAGGAAGGUUCCCAGUGUCAGAGGGAUACUUGGUGUUUAUCGUGUUUGGGAAGGUUCCUGGUGUCAGAGGGAGACUGGGUGUUUAUCAUGUUUAGGAAGAUUCCCGGUGUCAGACGGAGACUGGGUGUUUAUCCUGUUUGGGAAGGUAGCCGAUGUCAAAGGGAGACUGGGUGUUUAUCCUGUUUGGGUAGUUUCCUGGUGUCAGAGGGAGACUGGGUGUUUAUCCUGUUUGGGUAGUUUCCCGGUGUCAGAGGGAGACUGGGUAUUUAUUAUGUUUGGGUAGUUUCCCGGUGUCAGAGGGAGAGGUGGAUGUUUAUUGUGUCUGGGAAGCAGUCAGUGUGAGACAGAGAGGUGGGUAUUAAUCGUGUUUGUUGAAGCAGCCACUGUACACUCCCAUUGAGUUAGAUGGUCUUCUGUUCAAUUCUGCAAAGCAGUGAAAUGUUUAAGCAAACAUCCCCAGGUCACAGGUAAGACAUGGAUGGAUGAUGUGAGUCACUGGGUGCAUGAUGAGAUCUCAUUCUGGUUGUAGAUGGAUCUUUCAGAAGGGUUUGAGACCAUUUACACGUGAUCUGCGCAGAUUACUGUUGUCAAGUCUGAACUGUGUGACUUUAGUUGGGUAUUAGAUAACUCUGCUGCUGCUGUGCAGAAAGUGUGGUUAAAUGUUAACUGAUUAGUCAAUCAUGUCUCUUCCUCUGGUUAACUGUAAAUUGCAAACGCUACACUUGGUGCCAUUGAUGACAAGACAGAACAACCUCUACAUCAUUCAAUCUUCAAUCUCCUGUUUGCACUGCUGAAUCUCUCCAGGACUCUCUGCACCAGAUUUAAUGCCCUCUGUUAUCUAGUGUGAUACAGUACAUAUCCAAUUAUUUAUGGACUACAAUUCAGCUUUUUUAAUUUUUUUGGAUUGUUAAUUUCUAAGUGCUUAUUUAUUAAAUCUAUUCAUAUCUCACCUGUGGUGCAGUUAUGUUGUGUACAUUCAGUUUACAGUGACUGUUGUACUCCAGACGGCUGCUAACACUGAUGGUGACUGGCCCGAUAUCUAUUUGUGUUGAAGGAAUCUAAUUUAUCUAUAAGGUUUGAAGCAACAGUGUGUGCGUUGUUGGAAUCAUUGAGUGUGAACUGAGCUGAAGCUUUGUACAGAUGUAAAUGUUGAGAAAAGAUGUAGAAAUUCUUUGUAAAGUUUAACAAAAAAUUAUGGAAAGUUUCACAAAGUUUGUCUUUCUUUGCAUACCUUUUCCUGUUGCUGUCUUCACCUAUUAGGAUGAGUCCAAUUUGACAUUUGCUGAAUUCACCUAUCAGGAUGAGUCAAUUUGUCACCUACCACCCCAGCAGUAUGGGUGUCCAGCACAUAAUUGUUCGCGACUUCCGCCAUCUCCAACCGGAUCCUGCCUCCA
Hypanus sabinus (Atlantic stingray) is the source of this 6775-nucleotide messenger RNA. RefSeq lists its product as uncharacterized. The record is from RefSeq and is a predicted model, not a curated record. The transcript is spliced from 2 exons. Bases 1493 to 2584 code for a protein of 363 amino acids. NCBI's taxonomy places the organism in Eukaryota, Metazoa, Chordata, Chondrichthyes, Myliobatiformes, Dasyatidae.